Messenger RNA from Paramecium tetraurelia, 3252 nucleotides. RefSeq lists its product as uncharacterized. NCBI's taxonomy places the organism in Eukaryota, Ciliophora, Oligohymenophorea, Peniculida, Parameciidae. The record is from RefSeq and is a predicted model, not a curated record. The transcript has 5 exons. Gene Ontology annotation, molecular function: protein binding.
AUGCUUGUUAGAAGUAGUUUAUCUCCAAGAAGGAAAUGUUUCACCCCUUCAAUGUGGGAAGGCAGACAGUAAUAAACUAUAAGAAGAAGUCAAAAUCGUUAUUUGAAAACAGAAGAUGUUGACCAUCGGAAUGUUCAAUCUAGAAACGACGAUUCAAAAAGAAAAUCGGGGAGCAUUGUCAAUAAUAAGAAAAAUAAGUCAACCACUAAUCAUAAAACCUCGUUAAAUAGUUCUUUUAAUACAAAAAACCUAAAGACAAUUUAGUUAUCUACCCGAAAAUCAUCAUUACAGAACAAAUUACAACCUAAUAGCACGACAAGUGAACACCAUGUUCAUCAAUAUUUCUCACAGUCUCCCGCGAAAAGAAUACUAAAUUGUGAAAAGCUGAUAAAGGCAUAAAAAUUUUAAGAGGCUUUAAAAGAUUUGGAGGAGAUUGAUCAGCCUCAAAUGAAUCCAGAAUACAUAAAGGAAAUUGCCUACUUUAAGGGUUUAAUUCAUAUGAAUUGUCGACAAUAUGAUUAAGCAGUCAAUUAGUUUUCAAGAGCAAGACAAUCAGGGGAUUUAAAUGGAAAUACUGUAAUUUUGUAAGCAUUGUGUUUAAAAAAAAUUGGGAACUACAGUGAUGCAAUAGCUGUUUUAAAAGAAUUUUUAUCAAAAAAAUAUUCAAAAUUAUAACCAAUUUAUUAUGAUGCAUUAAUACAUAAAGGAAAAUUAUUAAUGAAAAUAAAAAAAUACUAGUUAGCUUUGCAAGAUUUCUAUUAGGCAAGUGUUCUAGAGAAUGAUUAAAUAUCAUUUUAAGGUACAUUAGGUAGAGCAGAUUGCUUAAGAUUGAGUGGUAAAAUAGCUGAAGCAUUGAAUGUUUAUGAAACUAUUCCAGAAAAUGAAUAAUUUUUGAUGAGAAAAAUAUAUUGCUAUAUUGAGUUAUAGUCUUUAGAUAGAGCCAUGGAAGCUAUCAAUCAAAUUCUAAUGAAUGACCCCAAUAGUUCAGAGGCGCUCUUCAUGAAGGGCUAAAUUUACAUAAAUAAAGGCUAAUUCAAUGAAGCUAUUUUGAGCUUUGAAUAAUCAAUUAAAUAAAAUAAUAGUAGGAAGGCAGUAACAAAAUCAUUAUAAGAAAUAGCCAAAAUUAAAAUUGAUUAGAAGGAUUUCUAUUCUGCAUAUUAUACAUUAUAAAGAGAAGACCAUUUAGAGGUUGAUAAAGAAUCUAUUAUGAAAUUAAGAUAAUUCACAGAAGGAGUUAUAUUCUUAAUGAAAAGAAAAUAUUAAGAAGGUGUAAAUGUGUUCACAUAAUUAAUUAAUAAUUAUUAAUUGGGGGAGUUCAUCAAGAAGAUUAUUUUUCUUUAUAGAGCCUAUGGUUUUAUUUGUUUAAAUAAAUUCUAAAAAGCAUUAAACGACUUGAUUUAUGUUCAAAACUUUUAAGAAUUAGAUUAACCAUCAUUAUAUAAUAAGAUCAUAUGUGAAGGAAUUGUAAUGUCCUAGUCGAGUCAAUUUGAAAAAGCGUAAUCACAAUUUCAGAAAGCCUCCAAGUUGUUUCCUGGUAAAAUGGAGCCGCAUUUUUAUAAGUCCUUGACUCUUAUAUAAUUUAUUAACAAGCAUAUGCCAAAAGACAAGGAUAAAUAUAUAAAAAAUGCUUUAAAACAUUUGGAUAAAGCAGUAACUUUGAAUGAUUAGAAUUCUAACCUACUUUAUCAUAGAGGAAUUUUAAGAUUUUAUUUUGGUUAAAUAGAUUUGGCUUUAUCUGAUUUAACAAAAGCAGUUGAGAAGAAUGAAGAUCGAGUUGCUAAAUAUGUUUAUGCUAGAGGAUUAGUAAGGGCCUGUUUGGACAAUCCUCAAUAAGCCUUAAAUGAUUUCACUAUUGUGAUCAAUUGGGACUCAAAAUUCGCUGAAGCUUAUUUGAAUAGAGCCAAAGUAUUUACAUUGUUAGGGGAUAGAACUGCUGCAUUUAAUGAUUUGCAAACUUACAUUUCUCUUAAACCCAAAGAUCCUGAUAUUCAUUUAUGGGCAGGAAAUUUGUUAUUUUUAAUUGGAGCUUACGAACACGCAAUCAAAACAUAUUCUCAUUCUCCAGAUAUUCAAAAUAAUGUGUAGUUAUUAAGAUACAGAGCACUGUGUUACAUCAUUUAGAAAGAAUUAAAUUAUGCAAUGUCAGAUUUAAAUAGGAUAAUAGAAUUGACUGGAGAUAAGAAAAGUUAUAUUGAUAAAGAAUGUUUAUUAGCCUUGAAAACAUCUACUGUAGGUCCAGAUGAAUCCCAAUCUAUGAUGAUUCUUAAAUUAUCGCAAGGAUCAAAUAAAUCAGUCAAUUUUAGAAUAGCAUCUUAAAUGCUUAAGAAAUUAAUAGUUUUAGGAUCAGAUGGCCAUGUGUUUUUAACAUCAGAUUUAAUAUUUUAUAGAGGAAUAAUGAAAUUUUACUUAGGGAACUAUAAAAAAGCUAUGGAUUUAUGGACAAAAUCAUAUGGGUUGAAAUAAUAAAUAAAAGAAUUUAGUUAAUAGUCGAAUAAUUCAUUAAUUUCUUAGUAAGAACAAUAGGAAAGAUUAAUCAGUGAAUUAGAUGAAUUGGAAUUUGAGGAUAGAACAUAUAAUAUGUACGAAUACUAUUACAAUGUUUCUAUUGCUACAAUAUUAAAUAAAUAAAAGAGAAAAGGAAAAGAAUUAUUAAAUUAAUUAGCUGAAUAACUUUAGGAAUCAUUUGAAACUCCAAUUCGAGAUUUUCUUGCAGCAUUAGACACAAAUUAACCUAAAAGUGCAACCAUUUUUCCCUACUCCAAUAGAUUAUGCUGCAUUUUCCCAACUUUUAAAAUUGGAAACUUAGAAACCAGACUAUCCUUCUGUUUACCAAGAAUAACUCCUCCCUCUAUGAAUCCAGAAUUUGAUAAUAAAUUAAUUGAAGGAAUUCAAGUAAUUCUAAUUAUUCGAUUACAAUAGUAUAGUCUACAGACGUGGACAACAAGCCGGAAGCGCCAUGGAUUAGAAGAAAUCCUGAUGGAGUUGAAUUAGAUUUAAGAAGUGAAAGCUAAAAAUCAUAAAUUGAUCAUAACCAAGAAGAAGAAAAUGACGACGAAAAUUCAGAAUAGUAGUUUUAUUUAUCCUAUAUCUAGACAUUAAAUUUCCAUUAAUGAUGAUAAAAUCACUAUAGAAUAACGACAUUAGGAUGAUUCAACGACAUAUCAAACUAAUUAUAAAAAGGAUAUUGAAUUGCUCAAAUAAUAACUGAGGCUUGAUAGGAUUGUUGAAUAACGAUUAGCAAAAUUAAAAUGA